AUGGAUGCUAAUUUACCUUAUUCCGUUGAAUAUGCAAAAAGUUCGCGAGCUUCUUGUCAAAAUUGCAAACAAUCUAUUCAGAAGGAUUCAUUAAGACUCGCAACCAUUGUUCAGAGUCCAGUUCAUGAUGGAGUGAUACCAAAGUGGUAUCAUCCAGCUUGUUUUUUUAUGAAACAAAGGCCAAAAUCAACUGCAGAUAUUUCUAAUUAUGAUAAUAUUCGAUGGGAAGAUCAAAAGGAUAUUGAAAAGAGAAUUGAGGAAUCAAGCAAACUUCCAUUACCUGUAUCUGGGAGAGGCAGAAAACGUAGUGGUACUGUUAAAAAUGCAGGACCAUUAAGUGAUUUUCUUGUUCAAUAUGCAAAAUCUAAUAAGUCAACUUGCAAAGCCUGUGAUGAAAGAAUAGUACAGGGUGAAAUAAGGGUAUCAAAAAAAGAUUUUGAAAGUGAACAUGGAAGAAGAUAUGGUGGUGUAGAUAGAUGGCAUCAUCUUGAAUGUUUUGUUAAAGUAAGAGAAAGUUUUAAAUUUUAUGAGAGUGGCGAUACACUUCCUGGCAAAGAAGAUCUUUCUAAAGAUGAUCAGCAAAAACUUAAAGCUGCUUUGCCAAAAAUUAAGUCAGAUGAUAUUCCACCAGUUAAGAAAAUUAAGAAUGAACCAGAAGAUGUGGAAGAAGAGAAAGCAAUGAAGAAACAGAAUGAUGAAUUAUUUGUAAUUAAAGAUAUGUUAUCUUCUAUGAAAAAAUCUGAUCUCAUUGCCAUGUUGGAAAAAAAUGACCAACAAAUCCCAGAAGGAGUAUCAGCUAUAAUAGAUCGUUUAUCAGAUGUAAUCAGUUUUGGUGCUUUAAAGCCAUGUCCAAAAUGCUCUGGACAGUUUGUAUACAAUUCAGGUAUUGGAUACAAAUGUACUGGGGAUCUGACAGAAUGGACUAAAUGUGAAAAUGUAACACAGGAUCCUAAAAGAAAGAAAUUUGUAAUACCAUCAGAUUUAAAAGAAUCAUAUCCAGAUCUCAAAUCUUUAAAAUGCAAAGUUAAAAAACGGCUCAUAAAGAUCACAGCACCAUCUACAUCGAGUGCGGUAAAAAAAGAGGAUGAGGUUGAUUCUGGGCCUAAGGUUGAUGCAAAAUCAAAACCAUUGAAACAUAUGCAGUUUGUUAUUCUAGGACAUACAAAAAAAGAUAAGGAUACUUUGAAAAAGGAUAUUAUGCUUCUGGGUGGAGAUGUAACUACAAACAUUAAUGAGCAUUUAACUGCUGUUAUAUCAACACAAAAUGAAAUUGAUAAAAUGAAUAAAAGAAUGAAAGAAGCUAAAGAUUUUAACAUUCAAGUUAUUACUGAAGACUUUGUUGAAGAAGCUAAAGAGUACACAAAGUCUGCUGUUUCACUCAUUACAAAGAAAACUAUUUCAAGUUGGGGUGGUAACUUAGCUGAUAGAAUUAAUGUUGUGGCAGAAAAAUCAAAUGCUUCAAAAAGUAAAAGUAAAGGUAAAAGUGUCUUUGAGAAGUCAGGAUCUGGUAAAAUGAAACUGCAAUUAAAAGGAGGUGGAACUGUCGAUCCGGAUAGUGGUUUGGAAGAUUGUGCACAUGUAUACCAAGAGAAUAAAAACAAGUACACAGUUACAUUGGUACUUACAGACAUACAAACUAAGAAAAAUAGCUAUUAUAAGUUACAGAUAUUAAAGCACGAUAAGGAAAAGAAAUAUUGGUUAUUUAGAAGCUGGGGUAGAAUAGGAACAACUAUUGGUGGUACCAAAUUGGAUAAAUUAUCUUUGGAGGAAUGUAUCGACCAAUUUGAAUGCCUAUAUGAAGAAAAGAGUGGAAACUUGUGGAGUCAAAGGGAACACUUUGUUAAAGUACCUCACAAAAUGUAUCCAGUCGAUAUUGACCAUGGAGAGGAAGUGACAAUGAAAUUAUUAGACUCUGAUAUUAAGAGCGAGCUAGAGAAAUCAGUUCAAGAUUUAAUAAAACUGAUCUUUGAUGAGGCAACUAUGAAAAAAGUGAUGGCAGAGUUUGAGAUUGAUACAGAGAAAAUGCCGCUUGGAAAAUUGUCUAAAAAGCAAAUCCAAAAGGCAUAUUCAGUAUUAACAGAUUUACAAGAAGUGCUAAAGAAAAAGAACUUCGAGAGAGUUCAGUUACUUGAUGCAUCAAAUAGAUUUUAUAAUUUAAUACCGCAUAAUUUUGGAGUAUCUGAACCUAAAAUCUUGGAUACAAUGGAAGAAAUUCAUGCUAAAUGUGAAAUGUUGGAUGCAUUACUUGAAAUGGAGAUUGCCUACUCUCUUUUGCAUACUAAGACGGAUAAGACGAAGAAUCCACUUGAUGCUCACUACAAGCAAUUAAAUACAGACAUUAAGGUAUUGGAUAAGGAAAGUGAAGAAUAUAACGUUAUUAAACAAUACGUGCAGAAUACACAUGGAAAGACUCACACGCAAUAUGAUCUUGAAAUUGAAGAUGUGUUUGUUAUUAAGAGACAAGGAGAGGAUGGUAGAUUCAAACCAUUCAAGAAGUUACCGAAUAAAAAGUUAUUGUGGCACGGUUCCAGAACCACUAACUUUGCUGGUAUACUUUCUCAAGGAUUAAGAAUAGCUCCUCCAGAAGCUCCUGUUACUGGUUACAUGUUUGGUAAAGGUAUAUACUUCGCAGAUAUGGUUUCCAAAUCUGCGAAUUAUUGUUGUACAAAUAGUGAAAGUCCUAUGGGAUUGUUAUUGCUUUGCGAGGUAGCAUUAGGUAACAUGUAUGAAAGAUAUCAAGCAGAUUAUAUUGAGAAGUUACCGAGUGGGAAACACUCAACGUGGGGUCGUGGUAUAACACAACCUGAUCCAGAAAACGUUUACAAAAUGAAAGAUGGUGUUGAAGUUCCAUAUGGCGUACCUAUAUCUACUAAACUACCGAAAAAAUCUGAACUAUUAUACAAUGAAUACAUUGUAUACGAUAUUGCUCAGGUGAAAGCACGAUAUUUAUUGAAAAUGAAUUUCAAGUAUAAAGUAUAA
Habropoda laboriosa is the source of this 2979-nucleotide messenger RNA. RefSeq names its product poly [ADP-ribose] polymerase (gene Parp1). Bases 1 to 2979 code for a protein of 992 amino acids. Gene Ontology annotation, cellular component: nucleus. Gene Ontology annotation, molecular function: zinc ion binding; DNA binding; NAD+ poly-ADP-ribosyltransferase activity. The transcript has 5 exons. Lineage: Eukaryota; Metazoa; Arthropoda; Insecta; Hymenoptera; Apidae. The record is from RefSeq and is a predicted model, not a curated record.